Molecule: messenger RNA, 4824 nt
Organism: Mustela erminea (ermine)
Lineage: Eukaryota; Metazoa; Chordata; Mammalia; Carnivora; Mustelidae
Gene: ANKLE2
Product: ankyrin repeat and LEM domain containing 2
Exons: 13
Coding region: 646-3348 (900 amino acids)
Biological process (GO): negative regulation of phosphorylation
Cellular component (GO): endoplasmic reticulum
Molecular function (GO): protein phosphatase 2A binding
Source: RefSeq, a predicted model, not a curated record
UGAGCCACCCAGGCAUCCCACCCCUAGAGUAAUUUAAAGUUAAUCUUGAAUGUUCCAUCAUUUCAUCUGACAGUACCUCUUAGAACUGUAUACUCCUUGUUUUCAUUGAUACAUUGUGCAAUUCUUUCUUCAUCCCUUUUAGGAGUUUCUCUUUUUCUUUCCUGUGGUUUAAUCCUUUGUAUUUAUUCCUUGUUAUUCCUGGUGUAUUAUUGGUAUUAGAAUCACCGUCCACAUGCUCAUGGCUCGCAGGUGUUUUACCCACUCUGAACUUGUAAAGCUUGGACUUCAAAAUUGAAAUGCCCUGUUGGUGGCCGUAAGGUGUUUCUGACGCUAUAAUGCCUAAGUCUCCAUCUGUCUAUGUCUAGGAUUCUCUGUCUCAGGAGUCACUCCUAGGCAUCCGGACUGGAGAUUUGGGUGUUAUUCUAGACUGACUGCAGUUCCUCAAAACCCUCCCUGUGGCAUCUGAUACAUCCACCCUUAAAAACCUCCAGUUUUUCUAAUCUGAGCCCUUGUUUCCAGCCUGUUACGGUAGCACUAGUCUGUGCCCCCUGAUUUCUUACCUUCUUCCCAGUUGUUGCUGACCAUGCUUAAACCGUGCUUAAACCUGUAAUCCCCAGGCUUAACUACUCUUUCUCCAAAGGCGAAAUGACAAUGGAUGCCAUCUUGGCGCGACUGAAACUCCUGAAUCCUGAUGACCUUAGAGAAGAAAUUGUGAAAGCCGGAUUGAAAUGUGGACCCAUUACCUCGACCACAAGGUUCAUUUUUGAGAAAAAAUUGGCUCAGGCUUUAUUAGAGCGCGGAAGAACGCUGCCUUCACAUCCUCCUGGCUGCGACACCUCAAGUGCCACUGCUCUGAGCCAAGAUGCACAGAAGAUGUCGAAGUCUGCUGUAGAGAGUCAGGCUGAGCAGGUCGGCUUGUCUGAAGACAGAGAUUUUGGUUACAGCGUGGGCUUGAAUCCUCCAGAGGAAGAUGUCGUGACAUCUAAGACCUGUUCCGUGCCCUUCAGUGCUGCCACUGGGGUCAGUGGCCACAAAGCUGUGACAAGGGCGUCUGCGGAGCCGCCUCUGUACUACGGGGUGUGCCCGGCGUAUGAGGACACGCCAGCGAGAAAUGAAAGGAUUCAUGUUUAUGAAGAUAGAAAGGAAGCAUUGCAAGCUGUCAAAAUGAUCAAAGGAUCUCGAUUUAAAGCUUUUUCGAGUAGAGAAGAUGCCGAGAAGUUCGCUAGAGGAAGUUGUGAUUAUUUCCCUUCUCCAAGCAAAGCCUCUUCACCCCUUUCUCCUGUGAAAAUAACCUCGGUCUUCAGCAGCGGUGCAGUGAAAGAUGCCGUGUACUCCUCAGAGUCAGAAACUAUCAACAGAGAACGAGCAAACAGUUACAAAACCCCUCGUACUCAAGAUCUCACUGCCAGACUCCGAAAAGCUGUGGAGAUGGGAGAAGAAGACCUCUUUUUGGAUCUGACCUGGAGUAACCCCCGGUACCUGAUCGGCUCCGGCGACAAUCCGACCAUCGUGCAGGAAGGGUGUAGGUACAACGUCCUGCAUGUCGCUGCCAAAGAGAACCAGGCUUCUAUCUGCCAGCUGACUCUGGAGACCCUGGAGAACCCCGAGUUUAUGCGGCUCAUGUACCCCGAUGACGAGCCACACAUGCUGCAGCAGCGCAUCUGCUACAUCGUGGACCUGUACCUGAACACGCCGGACAAAGCGGGUUAUGACACGCCGUUGCACUUUGCUUGUAAGUUUGGGAAUGCAGAUGUGGUCAACGUGCUUUCUUCACACCCUUUGAUUGUAAAAAAUCCAAGGAAUAAGUAUGAUAAAACUCCUGAAGACGUGAUUUGUGAAAGAAGCAGAAAUAAGUCUGUGGAGCUGAAGGAACGCAUUAGAGAGUACUUACAGGGCCACUACUACGUGCCGCUCCUGAGAGCCGAGGACACAUCGUCUCCUGUGAUUGGGGAGUUGUGGUCUUCAGACCAGACGACCGAGACCUCGCAUAUCGGCCACGGGGGAGGCGGCCCCAGAGAUCCUGUUCUGACCUUGAGAGCCUUUGCGGGGCCCUUGAGCCCGUCCAAGGCGGAAGAUUUUCGCAAGCUCUGGAAAACGCCACCUCGAGAGAAAGCAGGCUUCUUUCACAAUGUCAGGAAGACGGAUCCAGAAAGAGGCAUGGAGAGGGUGGGAAGGGAGUUGGCUCGUGAGCUGGGGUACCCCUGGGUCGAAUACUGGGACUUUCUGGGCUGUUUUGUUGAUCUGUCUUCCCAGGAGGGUCUGCAAAAGCUAGAAGAAUAUCUCCGUCACCAGGAGGCAGGCAAAAAGGCCCCACAAGACUCGGGAGCAAAUGAGGCCUGUCGUCAGGAGGACCCCUCUACCUUUGGCCGUGCUCGGAAGAGCAGCAAUUCCAUCUCUGUGAGGGCGUUUCUGGAUGAAGACGACGACCUGAGCUUGGAGGAGAUUAAAAAUCGACAGAACACGGCUCGAAACAACACCCAGCCCACAGUUAGCACUUUUGGGGACUCGAAGUGUGACAUCCUUCCCUUGGAGCAGGAGACCAGCCUUAUAGAAGCGUCCACCCUGACCAGUCCCCACGGCAGCAAGAAUGGGUUCUGUGGCCCCCUGAGCGGCAGCAGGACCCCGGGCAGGAAGAGGCCGGAGGCCCCAGGCGCCGGAGAAGUGCUCAUCUCGCCGGUCUCCGGCUUGACGGUUGAGUUCGAUAAACUGCAAUUGCAAGACCUAGGAAGUAAUUUUCCCAAGACCCCAAAUAAAAACGGAAAAACUAGGGACAGGAAGAGCUUCACAUCAAGAACGGAUGCCGCGAAUGAUUUGUUAGAGCCGCCUGCUGCUGACGCCCUUACAGAGAACCAAACCAGGACAGAGAGCGAAAUGUCAGCCAAAAUGGCUAAAAUACGUCUGGGUCCUGACACUCCUGUGCCCGAGGUUCAGCAGAACUGUGGUUCCAUGUCCUCAGAGCCCUCAGGGGUCCCCACGAUGAAGGAGCCUGUGGAGAGGCUCUUCCUUUUUGGAGAGGAGCCGUCAAAACUGGACCGAGAUGUUUUGGCCGCUCUGGAGUGUGCAGAAGUGGACCCUCAGCGGUACCCGGCCGUGCACAGAUGGAGGAGUGCCGUCCUGCGCUACUCCCCCGCUGACAGACAGAGUUGGCCGAGCCCUGCGCUGAAAGGGAAGCUGGAGUCUCAGCAGCUGGAUGUCGCUGGUCCCCACAGCUGCAGCCCCGGGAGAAGCCCUGGGAAGCCCGGGCCCGUAUCCCACUCCCCAGGCCUGGGCAGCCCUGGGCGCUACAGCCCCGCGCAUGGGAGCCACCUCCGCAGGGUGGCGCGCCUGGCACAGCUCACGGCCUUGUAAGGCUGCUCCAAGCUGCUGGGCGGCUCGUUCUCUUCUUUGUUUUUAAAGGAAAAAGGGUAAAGUGUUUAUUGCUAAAACUUACCAAAAAGAAUAUAUUCUGAUUAAUUUAUUAGUCCUCAUUUUGAGAGUAAAAGGUUUUUAGAAAAUGCAAAUGUUUUCUAUAAAAUUUAGUUUUCUGGGGUUUGGGGAGAAGUUGAUAGAAGCAAAUCCAGUUACAAACUUUCUGAGCAUCGUCAGCGUGUAACAGUGUGGACUUGAGCUCACCGUGGGCAAGCGGAAGACGCCGUUCCCAUCGUGAGUGUGCCAGAGCCCGGGUGAGUGCCAGAGCCGGGGCUGCCAGUCCCCCGUUCUUACAGCAAAGAUGAAUUUCGUGCCAUCUUCCUUUUCUGGGAAGGGUCUCUGACUUUUUCGUUCCCGAUAGAAAUCUUUUGUUCUGCCGCUUGGUCCCAGUGGCUUAGACCAAUUGAUAAGGUGCGUGUCUGGGGGCAAACAAACGUGGAGAUGACUUAGACUUGCAAGUUUGACUCAUCGCAAACAUUUAAACUAGUGACCAGAAGGUAAAACCAGCUUUUCUCUGGGAAUGAAUUCUCUGGUCCGUGGGAGUCCUGGGAGUGGUCCCCGCGCUUGGCGAAGCAGCAGCUCUAAGGAACCUGCGCUGCCGGUCACUGGUCUCAUUGCAGGGUUGUGCCAGACAAGUGACCUCUACGUUCCCCGGGUUUGAAAUUUACUGCGUAUGUCCAGAUUCACUUCCACUGGAUUUCCUUUAUGGAAGAGUGUUGCACUGUAGUAUAGAAACUAGAGAUUUGAGUCCCGGUCAGUAAUCUUGCUCCAUUUAUUUUAACUUCCCCGUGGCCAUGACCUUCUGGGGGUCUGCCUGGAGCAUGGGGGUCAUCUUAGAACCACUGCCGUGAUUGAUACCCAAAACUCCACACCUGAGUUACUUCUCUCCGGUGUACACGACUCUCGCGCACUGGGGGUGCUCUGUGAAUAUUUCCAGUGUUUGAUCCAAAAUGGAAGACUCUACCAAUUUUUGCUAAAUCCAGUGCCUUUUGUAAAUCAUUUUUUAUUCUCCUGAAACUUGCUUUAUGCGAAUAUACAGGGAUACUAAGUAGGCGUGAGAUUUUGUUGUUGCUGUUUAUAAGAAUUCUGAAUUGGAACUUGUGUUUUAAAAAAAAGAAAAAGCUUAUUUCUUUCAUCUGCUAACAAGAGACAGGUCAGGAAUAUUGGAAUCAAGAUUUGGAUUUUAAAACUUAAAAGCUAGUUACACAGGGUGUUUUCACUUGUGUAACAAUCUGGAUGUAACACAGAAAAAUACAUUCUAUUCUGAAAGUCAGUGGCAUUUACAAACGGCAUCUUUGUUCUCAAAAGAAAUUAGAAUACAGAUAGUACAUCACAGCAAUGAUCUGUUUUCUGUAAAAUCCUGUUACGCAUAUGUUGUAAAUAUUAGGAUGGAAAUUAAAAGUGUUUCUGUCCAAA